AUGGAUAAAGUUAGAGAAUCAUAUCGGGUUUGUGACAUCCAUUUCGCCCCAGAGAGUCGCUAUACUGGAAUCAGGAAUAAUUCAAAUCUUAAGAAAGAUGCUAUUCCAACUCUUUUUACUACUGGAACGAUUCAGAAAGAUUCCAGAUUUGUUGAAACCAAAUUAGUGACAAGGGAACAAGUCAACAGUACACCAGAAGUACCUAGUGAGGUGAUACCAUCACACCAAGACCAAGAUAUUCAGAAGCCAUUUACAUCUCAAGUGACACCACAAACUACACCAAAAAGAAAACGUAGCUUGGUAAAAUUAAGUUCUCCGGCCAAAUUAUCAGGUCUGAAAAGACGAACUCGGAUUCUUGCCUAUACAAAAAUUGGCCGAGCUUCCCAAUUGACUCCAGAGGGGAGAAAAUUAUAUAAAAUUGCAGGUGAUUUACGUAAAACCGCAAAAAGAUUAAAUUUUAGCCGCGAAGAUUUAAAAAAAAGCAGAUUAAAAAAUGAAGGAAAUUAUAGAUUCUCCAGAAUUUUUAAAGGCAAAAUUAAAUAA
Messenger RNA from Sitophilus oryzae (rice weevil), 543 nucleotides. RefSeq lists its product as uncharacterized. Lineage: Eukaryota; Metazoa; Arthropoda; Insecta; Coleoptera; Curculionidae. The coding region runs from base 1 to 543 and encodes 180 amino acids. The record is from RefSeq and is a predicted model, not a curated record. The transcript is spliced from 3 exons.